CUAUAUCAAAGAAUUGUCUCAGCCGCACUUGUUGUACAUUUCUUGGGUAUUUGGAACAAUUUUGUUGUGAGGGAACCCAGACUGUCACUUAAGAAGAAUUUCAUUAGUAGAGAGACAUACCAAGACACCAUCAUUUCAUGCCAUUUUGCUGUUAUGUUGAUAAGCUACAUGGGUGACCACUUUGCCGAUGUCGACUGUCGCCUUGAUCUCACAGGAUCUGAUAACGUAGAAUCGUUCUGGAGUGACAACGGGCAGUGGGUAGGAAACCACCACAAUUACCACUAUGGUGAAUUGCAAUCAAACAUUUCCCACAUGAUCCGUUUGGAACAGAUCAAGACCGACCCUGACGCACCUGACUUCGCAAAGCCACACCCUAAACAAGAAUGUAUUUGGAAUUCACAGUAUCCUCCUGAAGAGUUUGCAGCCUCUUUGACAGAUUACCCUGCACACGAAGCGCAAGUAGAUGCUUGGAAAGAGGGCAUACAUUUGGCCCGAAAACUGGCUGUGGAAGUGGGAAUGGGUCCAGAGAACAACAGAGUGGGGAAUGAAGGAGAUGAUGACGGGGAUGAUGGAGGUGGUGGAUAUUGUCCAGAUAGUGUUGACGACAAUGGCGAUUCUUGGUUCUAUAAACCAUUCAAGUAUACCGGGAACUGGAUGCUCAGUGUAGACGAGGAAGAGGUCAAUGAUGAAGAUGAGCUUUUUACAACUGAUGAAACCGAUAUUGAUACUCCUGAAACAAGGCUUUCAGAAGAUGCAAGGUUAUUAUGUGAAGAUCAAGCUUUAGGGCAAAUGACUAUACCUACAUUUAACGAGAAUUUCCCAAAUGCUGACGUAAGCGCAGAGGGAGUACCCAAAUCACCAAUCAGUAGCUGUGUGACUGUUCCUGGACAAAAUCAAACGAUUUACAAGUCGACACUGGUCGCACAACUUAAUCAAGAUCCCAAUCUUUCUCAUGAUAGGUUAGCAAGAGUCCGUCAGAGGCAAGAGUACCAGACUGUUGAGGAAAGAGCACCAACCAACACGUCAAUGGUAUCUUUGUUUGACGAUUAUGCAGUGCUGGACAGAUCGAAAUCUGGAUAUCUUGUUGGAAAUCUCGUUCGUUUAAGUCACAAAGGAACUCGUGGAAGCCAGGAUUAUAAGAGACCAGUUAGUUACAGCGAUGAUCGGGGAAAAGAUAUAACUGCUUAUCUUCAGAUAUAUCCCAAGUUAGACGUCCCAGGACUCAAAUUUUCUCUGCAGUCCACACUUCAAAUUGUCCCUUUCAGUGACGUCAUGUGCCAUGUUAACCUAAGGGCAACUGAAAACGAGAUAGAUUCCUUAGAGCUGUCUGCUGAUGAACACUCUGCGUUGUUGGUUGCAGUUGGUCGACUACUUUCAAGUUCACGCCGAACGAGAUGCCGGCCGCCAACUGGGACUGCCACAUCAGUAGAAAACGUCGAUGCAGCUAACACGACAGUAGUUCGUCCAAGUGAACAAGAAGGGGAAAGUGAACGAAGGCGUUCAAGCAGAGUACGAACUGUCCUUUGGUAUGACGAGGGAUAA
Messenger RNA from Porites lobata, 1542 nucleotides. NCBI's taxonomy places the organism in Eukaryota, Metazoa, Cnidaria, Anthozoa, Scleractinia, Poritidae. The record is from the annotation of a GenBank genome assembly.